AGACGGGUGGUGUGUGGCCAAAUGAUUCAAAUGUUCAGUGUUCAGAGACCGUGUGGGACGGUGUGAGGAACCGAGAGAGGACUGUCGCGAGGCACAGCAUUAGAGACAGUUUGUUGUGCCCGUAAAGGACUUUCGGAUUGUUGUGUGUGUGUGUGUGUGUGUUGAGCAAAAAGUGUUGCCUCCAAGCCACGUGUACAUACAGCAGGACAUCAUGGCCACAGAGGAGACGUCAGUGGCCGUAGUUGGUUAUUUCAAGUGGACGUUCGCCAUCUUGCUGUAUGUGAUCACCUUCAUCCCUUCCAACUACAUCUACGACGAAGCCGAAGUGGUUACCGUGCAGCGCCUCUUACCGGCGUAUGACUACGUGGUGGUGGGUGGCGGCAGUGCUGGGAGUGUGGUAGCGGCGCGACUCAGCGAAGAGGCUAACGUGACGGUGGCACUGCUAGAGGCGGGAGGCCAUGAGAGUCAGCUGUCGCAGGUGCCGGGCCUGGCGAUGGACCUACAGCUCUCCGAGAUGGACUGGCAGUACCGCGCCCAUCCCUCCACCACCUCGUGCCUUGGCAUGAUAGACAACAGAUGCAACCUCCCCAGGGGACGUGCUGUGGGCGGCAGCAGCAGCAUUAACUAUAUGUUAUAUGUUCGGGGGAACAAACUGGACUACGACCACUGGGAGGCUUUGGGCAAUCCUGGUUGGGGAUUUGUUGAUGUUCUGCCCUUCUUCAGGAAGUCCGAGGGCAACAAGGACUCCACUGUUGACGUUACUUUUCAUGGGACGAAAGGACCACUGACAGUGGAGGCCGCUCCUUGGACUACUCGUCUGGCACAUGCCUUCCUUCAGGCUGGCAUGGAGCUGGGAUAUCCUGUGCUGGAUGUCAAUGCAGCCUCCCAGGAGGGUUUUAUGAUGCCGCAUGGAUUUCUGCGUCGAGGAAGCCGCUGCUCCAAUGCCAAAGCUUUCCUUAGACCUGCGUCGAGGCGCAACAACUUGCACGUGGCCCUCAAUACACUUGUCAAAAAGGUGGUCAUCUACCCGUCCACAAGGAGGGCCCUCGGCGUGGAGAUUGAUGGGGGGCAGGUGGUGGCGGCGCGGCGGGAGGUAGUGCUGUGUGCCGGAGCCAUCAAUACGCCGCAGCUUCUCAUGCUGUCGGGCAUCGGACCCGCCGCCCACCUGAGGAGCCUCAACAUCACCGUGGUGAAGGACCUGCCUGUUGGACGGAACUUGCAGGACCAUGUAGCAGCAGGCGUCACCUUCACCAUCGAGGAGCCAGCGUCACUCAGCACCGCACGCCUACAGAACGCCCCUGCCUUCCUUCGCUACGCCUUCCUUGGCUCCGGCCCGCUGGCUUCCCUCGGCGGAGUGGAGGGUGUUGCUUUCGUUAACUCCGUCUAUGCAAACGCCUCUGUGAAAUGGCCUGAUGUGCAGUUCCAUUUCAUCGCCGGUUCUCACGCCUCUGAUGAAGGACGGCACAUGCGCUACAUCUUAGGGCUGAGAGAGGACCACUGGACCAGCUACUACAAACCCCUCGUCUCCCGCGAUCACUUCACUAUCAUGGUGCUCCCUACCAGGCCUCGCAGCAGGGGGUUCGUCGAGCUGGUAUCCCGCGAUCCCCGUCAGCCUCCUAAGAUGGUGACCAAUUACCUGACGGAGGAGCAUGACGUGAAGGUGUUGCUGGAUGGGAUGCGCAUUGCCAGGGAACUUGGCAACACUCAGGCUUUCAAGAGGCUAGGAUCGAAGCUUUACGAGGGUGUAGUGCCGGGAUGCGAGCACCUCCCACUUUCCUCCCCUGCGGCCUGGGAAUGCCUCUCCCGCCACCUCACCCUCGUCUUCUACCACCUGAGCGGUACCGCCAGGAUGGGUCCGCCAGGCCACCCAGACACUGUGGUGGAUCCUUCCCUCAGGGUGGUGGACGUGCCUGGCCUGCGGGUGGUGGAUGCUGCAGUGUUUCCGACCUUGCCUUCAGCGAACACCAACGCGGCGGUGACCAUGGUGGCGGAGAAGGCAGCUCACCUAAUACAACAUGAGUGGCAGGAUGUCCAGCAACCCUCCGUCCUUACUCCUUUAUCUUCCUCAGUCACGCCAGGGCAGAGGGCAGGGACGGCAGGCGUAAAGGAGGAGCAUUAUGAUGAGCUGUAAUGUGUGUCUUCACCCUUGCCCUCUGUCCAAGAUCAGUGUUGGUAGGAGAUGCUGGAUGUCACUCACCCCAACCACUUUCACUUGUCUCCUUUAUUUGUAUCACCCCCCCACCCACACACACACACACACAUACUCUCUCUCUCUCUCUCUCUCUCUCUCUCUCUCUCUCUCUCUCUCUCUCUCUCUCUCUCUCUCUCUCUCU
Messenger RNA from Portunus trituberculatus (swimming crab), 2333 nucleotides. Its product is annotated as glucose dehydrogenase [FAD, quinone]-like. Gene Ontology annotation, molecular function: flavin adenine dinucleotide binding; oxidoreductase activity, acting on CH-OH group of donors. The record is from RefSeq and is a predicted model, not a curated record. NCBI's taxonomy places the organism in Eukaryota, Metazoa, Arthropoda, Malacostraca, Decapoda, Portunidae. The transcript is spliced from 11 exons. Bases 212 to 2131 code for a protein of 639 amino acids.